UGGUUCCGCAAACAGUAUAUGAUUGACAUUGUAACAACCCAAUCAGUUGUCAGAUGUAUGCUAAAGCUCCGCCUUUUAGUACCUUCGAAGUAAUGAAGGCUUUAGCUACGAGAAGAGAGUGAGUGCAGAUUAAAAGCAAACACCAAUAAGGCAUGAGUUCUGGGGGCGCGGCUGAGUACUGAUUGGUCGAUGUGGGCAGGGCCUGUCAUUGCCUACAGAGUGCUGGGAAUCUGGUAGAGAGUGUGAGUGGCCGCCUGAGGCACGGAGCCCUCGGCCAGGCCGACCUAUGGAGCUCGAGAAUAUAGUUGCCAACACAGUGCUUUUGAAAGCCAGAGAAGGUGGUGGGGGAAACAGAAAAGGGAAAAGUAAAAAAUGGCGUCAAAUGCUACAGUUUCCUCAUAUCAGUGAGUGUGAAGAGCUGAGGAGAACCUUUGGGAGAGAUUAUCACAGUCUUUGUGACAGACAGCCAAUUGGAAGACUCCUUUUUCGUCAGUUUUGUGAGACUCGGCCAGAGCUGCUUCGAUGUGUUCGCUUUUUGGAUGCAGUGGUAGAAUACGAGGUAUCGCCUGAUGAAAAGCGUAAGGAGUGUGGGCAGCUACUUAUACAGAAGUAUCUUAAUCACGAGAGUGAAGAUUACAUCUCAGAAGUUCCGGAGCAGCUAGUCAGCUGCUGCACUGAGAGUCUGGAGAAUAAACCAUGCAAAGAGCUUUUUAAAGAUUGCUCUAAACUUGUCCAUGACUUCUUGAGUGUGGCUCCAUUUUCAGAUUACCUUGAUAGCAUGUUUUAUAACCGCUUUCUGCAGUGGAAAUGUAUGGAGAGAGAACCAAUUACAAAGAAUACGUUCCGGCAAUACAGAGUUUUGGGCAAGGGAGGCUUUGGAGAGGUCUGUGCCUGCCAAGUACGAGCAACAGGAAAAAUGUACGCUUGCAAAAAACUAGAGAAGAAACGAAUUAAGAAGCGGAAAGGUGAAUCUAUGGCCCUAAAUGAGAAGCAAAUCUUAGAGAGAGUCAACAGCAGGUUUGUAGUUAGUCUGGCGUAUACAUAUGAGACAAAAGAUGCACUCUGCCUGGUUCUCACCUUGAUGAAUGGAGGAGACCUGAAGUUUCAUAUAUACCACAUGGGUGAAGCUGGAUUUGAUGAGGCCCGUGCAGUAUUUUAUGCUGCAGAAAUCUGCUGUGGCCUUCAUGACCUGCACCAAGAGAGAAUAGUGUACAGAGAUUUGAAGCCAGAAAACAUUUUGCUGGAUGACCAUGGGCACAUCAGAAUUUCAGACCUGGGACUAGCUAUGCAUGUUCCAGAGGAUCAGACAAUCAAAGGAAGAGUUGGCACAGUUGGAUACAUGGCUCCUGAGGUGGUGAGAAAUGAGAGAUAUACAUUUAGCCCAGACUGGUGGGGGCUUGGAUGCCUGCUGUAUGAGAUGAUUGAGGGGCAGUCCCCUUUCCAGCAACGGAAGAGGAAGAUAAAGCGUGAGGAGGUAGAGAGGCUGGUGAAGGAAGCACAGGAGGAGUAUUCGGUUAAAUUCUCUCCUGAGGCAAGAUCUCUUUGUACCAUGUUACUCUGUAAAGAUCCUAUGCAACGACUGGGGUGCACAGGCAGGGGGGCUCCAGAGGUGAAAGAGCAUCCGCUGUUUAAAGAUAUAAAUUUCAAGAGACUUGAAGCUGGGAUUCUAGAGCCACCAUUCAAACCAGAUCCUCAGGCAAUUUAUUGUAAGGAUGUCCUGGAUAUAGAGCAAUUCUCCACUGUAAAGGGUGUGGAACUGGAGCAGUCGGACAGUGACUUUUAUCGCAAGUUUGCGACAGGCAGUGUGUGCAUCCCUUGGCAGUAUGAGAUGAUAGAGACAGAUUGCUUUUGGGACCUAAGUGCUUUGCCAACAGAUGGAAGUAUCCCACCUGAUUUAGAUUGGAGGGGUCUGCCUUCUCCUCAGCCCAAAAAAGGACUGCUGCAACGUUUCUUUAGUAGACAGGACUGCUGUGGAAACUGCAGUGACAGUGAAGAAGAACCCACACGCCUAUAGCACCUCCAGGAUCUCUAAACUACUCAUGGAAAUGGACUGUUUACUAUUUUUGCACAUAUACAGCCAUACACCUUACGUGCUGAAAGUGGUUGUGGCUCAGUACUACGUCAUGUGCCUGGGCAUCCUCAGCAGCAGAGUUGUUUUAACAAUGUUAUUGUAUAGUAUAAAUUCAGAUCUAUAAAUAUGGUAAUGUAUAUUUUUAGCAUUUUAGUCCACUGGCUUAAAAACUUUCCUUGCUGCCAUAGGCCAAAGGACUGCACAGGCCUCCAGGAAGGACUGGAUUAAUGGAAUCUCCCCACAAGUAUGCUCACUCAUUUUUUUAAAAAAAAAAUAAUUUUAUGUGCUGAAAAUGUUUUAUUUUUUUAAAAAAUGUUUUGUUUUGUUACUUAUACAGAAAAAUGUCUCUUGAUGGACGACUAUCGCUCCUCCCGCACAUUUAUUUUUAUUUUUUUUAAACAUUGGCUUCGAUUACUUUUGCCAAUUUUUAUUUUCUGGUUUUUAUACUUUAGAUUUUUGACCACAAGUCUGUCAUUAAAGCUAAUAAUUUAUUCAAAUGUGGGUGUUACACUGGAAGAUGUGAAUUGUAGUUGAAAAUCAAAUUUGGUGUGUGUUGUUCCUGCAAAUUCUUACAUUGCAGGUUUUUGGAUGGUACUGACCUAAUUUCCUAAAACCUUAAUCUAAAUUUGUUAGAGGCUCUAAUAUUCCAAUACAGAGACAAUCAAACAUUACUACAUAAUAAACACACAUUUGUUGGCGUGGAGCAAUGUAAAUGUCAACAUAAAGAAGACUUGGACUCCAAAAUAAUGAUUUCCUAUUUACGUAUGGAGAUCUGUGAAAAAACUCUGCAAUGUGUUACAAAAUCGGUAUAUUACUUGAGUAAACAUUCUAGUAAAAUGUGUCUGUAAAGGGAUACUAAACCCAAUUUUUUUUCUUUAUUUCUUUCAUGACUCAGAUAUUCCUCUUAUCAAUUUUUCUUUGUUCUCUUGCUAUCUUUAUUGUGAAAAGCAGGAAUCUAAGCUAAGGAGCCAGUCCAUUUUUGGUUCAGACCCUGGAUAGCGCUUGGUGAUUGGUGAGUAUAUUUAGCCAGCAAACACAACCCAGGUGCUGAACCAAAAAUGGUCCGACUCCUUAGCUUAGAGUCCUGCUUUUUCAAGUAAAGAUAGCAAGAGAACGAAGAAACAAUUAUAAUAGGAGUAGAUUAGAAAGUUGCUUAAAAUCAUGCUGUAUCUGAAUAAUGAAAUUUUUGGGUUUACUGUCCCUUUAAUUCCACUGGAUUAAUAAUUUUGUAUGUAGCUCAGCAGGGUAACUAGUGCCUAAUGGACUGUUGCAUCUUUUUCAAGCAUGCUGCAGAUAUAAGUAAAGUGGAUGGGAUGAUGCAUUUCUUUCCUUCUGAUAUCCAGAACAGGCGUUUGUUAGGAAUAUGAAUCUGUAAUGGCAAGAUGCCACUCUUCCCACACUGCUUUAAUUUUAAUUUUGUUUUUUAUAUUUUUCUUGUGUUUUAUACAUAUGUGUAAAAAAACAAAAAAAACAAAA
This is a messenger RNA of Bombina bombina (fire-bellied toad), 3547 nucleotides long. It is a transcript of the gene GRK6, whose product is annotated as G protein-coupled receptor kinase 6. Gene Ontology annotation, biological process: protein phosphorylation; signal transduction; regulation of signal transduction. Bases 287 to 2014 code for a protein of 575 amino acids. Gene Ontology annotation, cellular component: cytoplasm; plasma membrane. The record is from RefSeq and is a predicted model, not a curated record. Gene Ontology annotation, molecular function: G protein-coupled receptor kinase activity; ATP binding. The transcript has 16 exons. Lineage: Eukaryota; Metazoa; Chordata; Amphibia; Anura; Bombinatoridae.